AUGUCAACAAAUCCUAGAACGUCGUAUGCGCUUGAUGGGCCCAGCUUCAACACCGCGACGAGCCGGUCGAGCAUAGACCCGGCGGUACGACGACCGGAUGUGAAGAAGAAGCUCGUUGUCGUAGGAGACGGUGGAUGUGGAAAGACUUGUCUUUUGAUUGGAUACGCGGAGAAUCGCUUCCCAGAGACGUAUAUACCAACCGUGUUCGAGACCUAUUUGGCAAACGUGACAUUUGAAGGGAAAUUGGUCGAACUAGCACUAUGGGAUACAGCAGGACAGGAAGAAUAUGACCGACUACGGCCGUUGUCGUAUCCGGAGAGUAGUGUCAUUCUUAUCGUCUUUGCAAUCGACUAUCCGACGAGUUUGGAGAAUGUUACAGACAAGUGGUAUCCCGAGGUUGCGCAUUUCUGCGAAGGGACUCCAAUGAUUCUAGUCGGAACAAAGAUAGAUUUACGAGGAGAUGAGCAUACACGACGGAUGUUGAGUGCACAGGGCCUCAAGCCCGUCAGUCCGGAGCAAGGCGGUGCGGUAGCAAAGGAGAUUGGGUCAAAGUACGCCGAAUGUUCGGCCAAGACGGGACAGGGUCUCCAGGACGUGUUCACGCUUGCCUUGCGCGAGAGUAUGCGCGGGCGGCGAUGGAACAAGAUACGCGAAAAGCCAAAGAAGUGUGUCGUGCUAUGA
Molecule: messenger RNA, 681 nt
Organism: Serendipita indica DSM 11827
Lineage: Eukaryota; Fungi; Basidiomycota; Agaricomycetes; Sebacinales; Serendipitaceae
Source: the annotation of a GenBank genome assembly